AUGGCCUUCGUUUUCAACCUGACUCCUGAAUGUGGCGGUGAGCCCAGCGCGAAGGUCCUCUAUGGUGGUCCUCGCGAUAAGUGCUGCUCUAUUAAACAUAGUGGAUGCAACACGGGAUUCAAGUGGAUGCUUCAUCCUCGAAACAAAUGCUCCUCCAGUCCGCUGGACAAUGGAUUCGGCGGAGCUUUCGACACUGAAAGGAGUCGGAAAAUGGCCGAAGAACAAAUGCCAAAUGUGAAAUUCGGUGGCCUACAGAAGCGAAGGCAACAAUGUGAUAACGGGACGAGUGCAGGUUCGAUACCUCGCUGA
Necator americanus (New World hookworm) is the source of this 309-nucleotide messenger RNA. RefSeq lists its product as uncharacterized. The record is from RefSeq and is a predicted model, not a curated record. The coding region runs from base 1 to 309 and encodes 102 amino acids. NCBI's taxonomy places the organism in Eukaryota, Metazoa, Nematoda, Chromadorea, Rhabditida, Ancylostomatidae. The transcript is spliced from 2 exons.